AUGGACAUCGCUGACGGUCGAAACAACGACGGUGGAGGUUCGGCGGCGGCGGCGUCGAGGCAGCAAGUGGACGCGUCUCUUGCAACGACGUCGUCGAAUUCUACGGCGGUUGUUCCGGCGAAGAAGUCGACCAAGGACAGGCACACGAAGGUUGAUGGGAGAGGACGGCGGAUCAGGAUGCCGGCGCUGUGCGCGGCUAGGGUUUUCCAGUUGACGAAGGAGCUCGGUCACAAGUCCGAUGGGGCGCCGGGGUUAAUCCCCGCCACGGGAACCGGAACGAUUCCGGCGAACUUCUCCUCCCUCAAUGUCCCCAUCCGAAGCAGCGGAUCGACGCUCUCAGCUCCGCCGUCGAGAUCGGCGCCGUUGUUUGGUGCUCUAGGACUGAGUCAGCAUCACCACCACCCGUACGACGGACCGGGAAGCGCGUUCGGGAGCCACGCACCGCCGUUCCUGUGGAGCCAUCUUCAGCAGCAACAACAACAACUUGACAACCAGAACCAUCGGUUGACCGCCACCGGGACUGAUCAGGCGGCAGAGACUAUUCCGGGAUCCGAUGACGAUAAUUUCGGGAGAAAACGCUACAGAUCCGAUGAUUUGUCGAAGGAAAACGACGAUCGGAACCAGAACCAUCAGACGGAACAGGUAAACAAAACCCUGAAGAACAGCGAGAUCUCGCCAGCGGAGGCGGCUGCAGCGGCCUUGUGGGCGUUGACGCCGGCGAGCAGAGCCUCCGGAAACACCUUCUGGAUGCUUCCGGUGACUACAGCGAGUGUUAUUCCGUCGGCGUUGGGUUCCGGUCAGAAUCCGGCGGUGGAGAGCAGCAGCGCCGCCGCAUGCCACCGUGCCCAGAUGUGGCCGUUUGCGAAUCCUCCGCCGCCGGAGUGUCGAGGGUUAGGGAUGCCGGAUUCGAACCUCGGGAUGCUAGCCGCGCUGAACGCGGCGUAUGCAAGACGUGGGUCAAACGCAAACGCAAACGCAAACGCAAAUUCAAACGCUGGUGAAAUGAACAACAAAGAACCGCAGCCGCAGCAGAGCGGCCCGGAUGAUGAUAGCGGAGACGAUUACUCGAAUAACUCCGAAGAGUAACAUCAUUAUUAUCAUCAUUGGGUGAGAAUUGAAUUUUUUUUUUUUAAAAAAAAAUUGUAUUUGCAGUGUUUUUAUUUUAAUUAUAAAUGUGAAAUUUUGGGUGUUUUUAGUUGAGAUUUGUGUGGUGAUUUUUGUUAAGUUGGUCCAAAGGGGCAAUUGUUGUCUGUAUAGGAAGCCUAGUGUCGUUUAAUAAUACGAAUAAAAUUCAACCAUUUGUCAUA
Messenger RNA from Tarenaya hassleriana, 1307 nucleotides. Its product is annotated as transcription factor TCP8-like. NCBI's taxonomy places the organism in Eukaryota, Viridiplantae, Streptophyta, Magnoliopsida, Brassicales, Cleomaceae. The record is from RefSeq and is a predicted model, not a curated record. The coding region runs from base 1 to 1086 and encodes 361 amino acids. Gene Ontology annotation, cellular component: nucleus. The transcript has 2 exons. Gene Ontology annotation, molecular function: DNA-binding transcription factor activity; sequence-specific DNA binding.